AUGCUUUACAGAUUAGGCGCCAGUGAUAUCGAUAGAAAUAAAACAAACAGACUCGAUCAGAGCAUGGCGACUGCAGCACCUUUCUCUGGUCCAAUCGGAAAUUCCAGAUGGUCACUAGCCGGAAUGACUGCUGUCGUCACCGGUGGUACACUUGGGAUCGGCUAUGCUGUGGUGGAGGAACUGGCGGAGUUAGGACCAGAAGUGCACACCUGCUCACGUACUGAGUCUUUUGCGGAAAACGUUACAUCACUUUUCGAUGGCAAGCUCAACAUCCUAAUCAACAAUGUUGGGACAAAUAUAUUUAAAACUACGUUAGAGUUUACCCCAGAAGAGUAUUCCAUGAUCAUGGCUACCAAUUUGGAGUCAUGUUACCAUAUGUGUCAACUUACACAUCCUCUUUUAAAAGCUUAUGGAGCUGGAAACAUUGUGUUCAUUUCAUCUGUUAUGGGUCUGGUUCAUACACCUUUUGGAUCCAUUUACAGUGCCACCAAAGGUGCAAUGAAUCAGCUUGCAAAGAAUUUAGCAUGUGAAUGGGCUAAAGAUAAUAUUCGGUCUAAUAGUGUAGCACCAUGGGCCACUAAAACCCCACUCGCCCAACAUCUUGUUGAAAACGAGGAAUUUUUGGAAGCUAUGGCAUCUAGAACUCCUCUGAAACGUGUUGCAGAACCAAAUGAAGUUUCAUCUCUGGUGGCGUUCCUUUGCCUACCUGCUGCUUCUUACAUCACUGGCCAAACCAUUGCUGUUGAUGGUGGAUUUACGGUCAAUGGAUUCCUAAACAAAGUCAUCGGAAUUUGCUACAACUACCAUUGGGAAUUUGCUACAACCACCAUUGGAAACAACGGAAAUAAUUCCGGUAUUGAUCCCUGA
Molecule: messenger RNA, 867 nt
Organism: Lactuca virosa
Lineage: Eukaryota; Viridiplantae; Streptophyta; Magnoliopsida; Asterales; Asteraceae
Source: the annotation of a GenBank genome assembly